AUGACGCACCCUUUCGUCGCUUCCUCCAACGUGCUACAUCGAACAUUCAGUCACAAGCCAGAAAAGGUUGUGGGCUCCUCUGGCAUCAAGCUUAUUUUCGAGUCUGGAAGGCAUGUUUAUGAUGCAUCGGCCGGCCCUGCAGUAUCAGUGCUGGGCCACACCCGCUCUGAUGUGACCGAGGCGCUGGUCCACCAGAUGAACGAGUGCGCCUAUAUUUACUCUGGCGCGCGCUUCACCUCAACCGCCGUCGAGGACCUCGCCUCGUUCAUCCUGCGGGACAGGCCUGGCGGCCUCUCCAAGGCCAUCUUUGUCAAUUCAGGUAGCGAGGCCACCGAUGCGGCCAUCAAGCUAGCCACACAGUACUGGCACGAAGUCGGACAGCCCCGGCGGCGCUUCGUGAUCGCGCGCAAGCAGAGUUACCACGGUAAUACCAUCGGCGCGCUCUGCGUAUCCGGCCACGACUCGAGGCGCUCUCUCUACCACGAUUGGCUGUCUUCCAACGUCAAAUUUAUCGAUCCUUGCUUCUCCUACCGCUUCAAGAAGUCACAUGAGACAGACGAGGAUUAUGCAAAGCGCCUAGUUCUGCAGUUUGAGUCUCUAGUAUUAGAGCUUGGGCCAGAAAAUGUGUCCUCUUUCAUCGCAGAGACCGUCAGCGGCACCACCUUGGGAUGUGCCACUGCAGUCCAGGGGUACUUUAAGGGAAUUCGGGAAGUCUGUGAUAGAUACGGUGUUCUCCUGAUAUUGGACGAAAUCAUGUGCGGAAUGGGCAAGACGGGUACCAUGCACGCAUGGGAGCAGGAGGACAUGCGUGGACCCGAUAUUCAAACCAUUGGCAAAGCCUUAGGUGGUGGGUUUAUACCUCUGUCGGGCGUGCUUCUCCAUCACAAAAUAUUCGAUGCAUUGAGCAACGGCUCCAAAGGCCUCGCUCAUGGGCACACAUUUCAGGCUCAUCCCGUAGCUUGUGCGGCUGCUUUGGCGGUGCAGAAGGCAAUAGAGAACGAGAAGCUGCUGGAGAAUGUGGUUGCCAUGGGGGCUGUGCUCGAAGGGCUUCUAAAGGAGCAUAUAACGCCCCUCAAUGUUGUCGGAGAUGUUCGUGGCCGAGGCCUUUUCUGGUCCGUUGAGUUUAUGCUCGACGGUCACGAGAGGGUACCUCUGCCGAUUGAAUCCAACUUCGGUGCAAGGGUAGUGGACCGCGCCUUGAACCUGGGGUUGAAUAUACUUGGAAAUCUGGGACAGACCGGAAGCGUCUAUGUGGACCAUGUCAUAUUAUCGCCAGCAUACGUAGUGACCGAGGAGGAGCUGCGGCAGAUUGUCAGCCUUCUCCGGACGGCUAUCAUGGAGACAACGGAAGAGGCUUUCAAGUGGCUCAAUCGUGGGGUUAUCGAUGCACUAGUAUAG
Messenger RNA from Pestalotiopsis fici W106-1, 1398 nucleotides. RefSeq lists its product as uncharacterized. The record is from RefSeq and is a predicted model, not a curated record. The transcript has 3 exons. Bases 1 to 1398 code for a protein of 465 amino acids. Lineage: Eukaryota; Fungi; Ascomycota; Sordariomycetes; Amphisphaeriales; Sporocadaceae. Gene Ontology annotation, cellular component: cytosol. Gene Ontology annotation, molecular function: transaminase activity; pyridoxal phosphate binding.